Molecule: messenger RNA, 288 nt
Organism: Rotaria sp. Silwood2
Lineage: Eukaryota; Metazoa; Rotifera; Eurotatoria; Philodinida; Philodinidae
Source: the annotation of a GenBank genome assembly
AUGCGAACUUUUGUACUAUUCGAUAUAUUUAUAUUUUUUGAUUUAUUAAACUAUACAAUUAAUUAUAUAGAAAUGGACGCUGCUGUUAAUCAACAUUAUAAAGAGGCAACAGACAAUAGAUUGACAAGCAAAGAUAAAGAAAUUCUUAAUGAAACAAAUUCACCUUCGAAAGAUUCAGAUUUACAAGCAGAAAAAUUUGGUGGAGAUACACCGAGUCAACAAGGUAGUGGAACAUUAACGGUUCUCGAUAAUGCCAGUGGACAAACAAAUCCAAAUAUUAUCUAUUAA